This is a messenger RNA of Puntigrus tetrazona (Sumatra barb), 3277 nucleotides long. RefSeq names its product chromobox homolog 5 (HP1 alpha homolog, Drosophila) (gene cbx5). The record is from RefSeq and is a predicted model, not a curated record. Gene Ontology annotation, biological process: negative regulation of transcription by RNA polymerase II; chromatin organization. NCBI's taxonomy places the organism in Eukaryota, Metazoa, Chordata, Actinopteri, Cypriniformes, Cyprinidae. Bases 533 to 1141 code for a protein of 202 amino acids. Gene Ontology annotation, cellular component: nucleus; pericentric heterochromatin. Gene Ontology annotation, molecular function: chromatin binding. The transcript has 6 exons.
GAUUAAUAAUUUACAAGUUAUCAUUUUAUUCACGCAUCUUGCGUAUAACGGUUCAUUUUUUAUUCGAAGUCGCUCGUGCAUCUUAUAUGAAAACGUGUGCAUGUUUUCUCAAAGGUGUGAUUAAAUAUAGCUUUUACAAAAGUACAGAAACAUUCAGCAAAGUCUGUGGUUUUGGUUGCCAUGUGACGCGUGGGCUUCCCAUUGUAUGCGCGUGAGACCGUUUUUGGCGCGAGAGCUUUCGCUCAGGCUCACGCUGAUUGGCCGGACGAGCCACUGGACGGAUGCAUGCGCGAGAGGCAGCAAACUCCUGUGCAGGGAGAAAGCCGCCGCCGCCUCAGCCUCAUUAUCCAACACGAAUAAGAAAACGUCGAAAAAAAAUCAGGGAGCUCUCAAUGCUGUAAUCAAAGAAUCAUCUCUGCACUUUAGGAAGUCACAUCCUCCAAUAGAACACUGUAGUGGGAACACUUUCCUCCCCGGACCAGGGAGCCACACAGGUCCCACUUGCUCAUAAGAAAGGCAUUCAGAAUAAGCCAUGGGAAAGAAAAACCAGAACCGUGAAGAUGAUGAGGGUGCUUCCUCAGAUGAGGAAGAGUAUGUAGUGGAGAAGGUCUUGGACAGGCGAGUUGUGAAGGGCCGUGUGGAAUAUUUCCUCAAGUGGAAAGGCUUUUCAGAUAAACACAACACAUGGGAGCCAGAGAAGAACCUGGACUGUCCAGAGCUUAUCUCUGAGUUCAUGAAGACCUAUAAAAAGGGAAGCAGUGGAAGCACACCCAGCAGCAAGCCCUCCAGCACAAGCUCUUCUUCGGCCCGUCCCAAAGACAGUAGCAGCAGCACCAGCAAGAGGAAAAACUCAGAAGAGGAGAACGGCAGUGGCAACAAACCCAAAAAGAAAAAGGAGGAUGAGAUCCUUGUAGCAAGAGGUUUUGAGCGAGGCCUGGAGCCGGAGAAGAUUAUUGGAGCAACAGACUCCUGUGGAGACCUAAUGUUCCUUAUGAAGUGGAAGGACUCUGAUGAGGCAGACCUUGUGCUUGCAAAGGAAGCCAAUCACAAGUGCCCGCAGAUCGUCAUUGCCUUCUACGAGGAACGACUGACCUGGCACGAAGAUGGCGACAAGAAGGAAAAGAGCGCCACGACGGUUUAAAGGGCAGAGGGGGGAGGAAAGACGCUGAGUCCUCCAAACCUUGUGUUCUUUGUCACACCGGUGACACUCUCAUAGCCAACUUUUAAUGGACCAUUUAGUAAAAACAACGGCCAGCGAGUAUUGGAGGUUACUGCCCACCAUGACAGCCUCCGUCCACCCCUCAUGAAAAGGCAUCUCUCACCAGACAAACCGAAAGGUCAUGGCGAGCGGCGGCUGCAGCAGAUCGGUGGAACGUGAUCUCUCUUCUCUUACUCUCUCUGAUCUUCCUUCUAUUUUGUCUAGGGCUGGACAAUGUAUUGCACGAUGUAUUCACGCUCAUCUCGUCAGCAAAACCGGUUCUUUGAUUAGCUGUAAAAUCUCCAUCACCUGUUUUCGAAUGAAGCGGCAGUUAAUACACAGAUCACUGACAAGCUAUGCAGUAUAAUUCAGUAUCGCAAAUGAAUCGCCUGCAAAACUGAAUGAGAUAUUGCAUUUCUUGUCAGUGAAUUACGGCUCCGUGUAUUAAUUGCCGCUCCAUUCGAAAACAGGUGAAGAUUUACAGCCAAUCAAAGAACCGGUUUUACUCACAAGGUUAGCAUAAAUACAUUGUGCGAUAUAUUGCCCAGCCCUAGUUUUGUCAUAAUUUGUGUAUUUGUGCCCCUACAACUAUGUUCUUAUGACGUGUUGUGUGCUAGUGUAGAUGUGAAACAAUGGAAACCCGUACAUGUCAAACUUUUAACUUUCGUGCUUUUGGAAAUGACUGAAAAUAUCAGUUGCGUGUGCGUUUAACAUCUAAAACGCUGGAUAAAGACUUGACGGCGUUGGUUUUAAUUCACAAGCUCAUGUCACCCUCUCUACUGAUUUUAUUUUAUUUUUUUCAGGUAAAAUUUAUUUUGCUGCAUCACCAGUUUAACUUUUAAUAAUGACCCAUGUGAGCCAAAAUCAUGUUUUUUGGUUUCUUAUUGCCACAUAAUGAAACUACACCUUCUAGCUUUUCCCAUAUGAAAUUUCAAACAUCGCCAUUUAUUUUUUUUCUACCGUUCGCCCUCUAACGUCUUUGUAAAACUUUUAAGAAUUGGCCCAUUUUUACCACUCUUACCUUUGAACUUAUCACUGUUGCUUACAGGAGGGCAGACAAUCAUCAUCAUGAGUGUAAUGGGACUUUUAUUUUUUAAAUUUUUUUUUUUUUUUAGUUGUUUCUACACACUUUUCCCAUGAUGCUCCCUAAAUUCAACUGAUGUGCUCCCUCUUGUGGCUGACUUGGUGAACACAUUCCCUGUUGACCUCAUGAACUCAGAGCUGUUCUCAUUCACGUGGUAGUUUAAUCAUGUCAGAUUCUUAUUACUUUUUUAACCUAGAGCUGACUCAAUAAAAUGGUGUUUAUCAAGGUUACAUGCCUAUACUAGAGUUUAUGCUUUGUAGUGUUUUUUGUGUGCUUUGCAAAGCCACCGAACAAAAGCUACUCCUUCGAAAUCAUUUACAAAAGGAAACGAGCUUGUUUUAUUUGAAAUGUAUGGGCACAGUCCACUGACAGCAGUAGAAUAGUGAGAAAGGUUGAAUUUGAGUUGUUUGUAAUAUGGGGGAAAGUUUUUAAACAGGGUUGAACAUUGUGUAGCUAAAUUUAUUUUUGUUUGGUAUGGUUUUUGUUAUAUUACAAAAGGACCAUCCCUUCCGUGAUCAUUUUUACACAUGACUAGCAGUUGUUUUUAAAAUGUGCAACAAUAGUUGUAUUUUGCUAUGUCGAGUACAUAGCUUUUUUUUAAUGUCCUGUACCAUAUUUUAGUAAAUAUAGUUUUCGACACUAACAGUUGAACGUUUCUGGAAACCCUCAACCUUGAGUUUAUGACUCAAGUCAAGCAAAAUAAAUUUCAUUGUAGUGCUGAGACUAUGAAGUUUCACUUUAUGCAACGGUUGUGAAAACACGCAAUUUCAAAAGAUGUAUACAUACCUUCUGAUUUCGUGCAGUAUUUUGUUUAACCUGAAAAGCAGUGCUGAUGUGUACCAGCAGAUGUCAUAAUGGAGUAGGUCUUGUCUGUUAGGUUCUGCUUGCAUAGGGAAUCUGAAUACACGAAAAAAUAAGGCUUCCUUGGUGUAUUUGUGCUUUUCAUCCUUGUUAAAAGUAAAAUAUUUGGUCUAUAAAUGUUAUAUUCGCUGAUA